UAAAUGUUGUUGUCUUUAUGGUUAACCUAACCUUUCUUGGUUUAUUGUAACGUAACAAAUCUUUGCUAUAGAGUCUGAAAGCUUUUAGGCCUACUAGCCUAGCUGAAAGUGUGAAUGUUCACCAGUGUAAAUUAUAGAGUAGGUAAUGAUCGGAAUAUCAAUACUGAGAUCCACUAUUCUUCAUUGCGCAAGAGGUGUUGGUACAAUCCAUGAUCUGAACAAGCCCAUUAUUAGUUCUCUUUUAUUAAAUCACUGUACAAUUAACUGUUAUUCAAGUUGUAAAUCAAAGAAAAUGAGUGCUGGAGAGCAAAUUUCGACCUCAUCGGACUUCUUUUUCAGACAGUUGUUUGACUCAGAGAGCAGUACCUAUACAUAUCUUUUGGCAGAUGUUAACUCUAAAAUAGCAGUGUUGAUAGACCCAGUCCUUGAGCAAGCAGAGAGAGAUGCACAACUGAUCAAAGAGCUUGGGUUCACUCUAAAAUAUGCUAUGAACACACACCUCCAUGCAGAUCAUAUAACAGGGUCUGGUAGACUGAAGCAGUUGUUGCCGGGCAGCCGCAGUCUGAUUGCUCGAAGCAGCUGUGCCGAGGCUGACAUACAUGUCACUCCUGAGGAUGUCAUACAGUUUGGAUGUCAUUCCCUCUCGGUCAGGUCCACUCCAGGACACACCAACGGUUGUGUUAGUUACGUGAGUGAGAAACAGGGUCUGGUGUUCACGGGAGACGCAGUUCUCGUCCGAGGCUGCGGAAGAACUGACUUUCAGGAAGGUGACGCAGAAACUCUCUACAACUCAGUUCACACACAAAUAUUCACUUUGCCUGAUAACUUCAAGAUAUUUCCAGCUCACGACUACAAAGGGUUCACCUACUCGACCGUGUUGGAAGAGAAGACUUACAAUCCUCGACUGACUAAAUCCAAAGCUGAGUUCAUCAAACUGAUGAACAAUCUUAAUUUGCCAUAUCCUAGGAAAAUAGACGUAGCUGUUCCGGCCAACAAGAAGUGUGGUGUCCAAUAAACACGAGAGUUAGACAGAGCGUGAUUGUGAUUGAAGCUGGAAGUUUAUAACAUAAAAUUAUUUGUGAUUAGAUAUAUUGUUUCAUUACGUUCCAAAUAAUUAUGCAGUUCAAAGAAUAUUGAUAUUAAAGCUUUUGUUUUGUUGUAGUAAAACAUUAAUUGUUAUUUUAUUUCAUAUUUUAUGUGGCGAAGGUGUUUCAACUAAAUGUGAAGCUGUGUAUUAUACCCACUGUGAUAAUCAAUACAAAUCAAAAGAUGCAUGAUAUUUUAUGGUUUUGUGUAAACUAUGUCAGAGCUUUGCUAUAUUUUAAAUACAUUAGGUAUUAGAUCACACAUGCAUUGUAAAUAAUCAAUAUUUCCAUACAUUAUGUUAAAAUAAAGCACAAUAGAGUGUAAUAUAA
Molecule: messenger RNA, 1415 nt
Organism: Macrosteles quadrilineatus (aster leafhopper)
Lineage: Eukaryota; Metazoa; Arthropoda; Insecta; Hemiptera; Cicadellidae
Product: persulfide dioxygenase ETHE1, mitochondrial
Exons: 6
Coding region: 146-1015 (289 amino acids)
Biological process (GO): hydrogen sulfide metabolic process; glutathione metabolic process
Molecular function (GO): sulfur dioxygenase activity
Source: RefSeq, a predicted model, not a curated record